Molecule: messenger RNA, 990 nt
Organism: Encephalitozoon cuniculi GB-M1
Lineage: Eukaryota; Fungi; Microsporidia; Unikaryonidae
Exons: 1
Coding region: 1-990 (329 amino acids)
Biological process (GO): protein phosphorylation
Cellular component (GO): nucleus
Molecular function (GO): ATP binding; cyclin-dependent protein serine/threonine kinase activity
Source: RefSeq, marked provisional
AUGGAGCCUGCUGAGGAAGGGGAGAUCUUGGCACACAGACGGUUCACUGCAACCAAGAUGGAGUACGAGAAGAUAAGAAUCAUCGGGGAAGGCACCUUCGGACAGGUUAUUCUUGCAAGAAAGGGAAGGGCCAGAUAUGCACUGAAGAAGGUAAGCAAGGAAAAGGAGGGAUUGUCGGUGACAACGAUCAGGGAGGUCCAGGUUCUGCGGGCAAUGGGCCAUCCAAGCAUAGUAAGACUCAUAGAGGUUGUUGUCGAGCCUGGCGGAGAUAUCUACAUGGUGUUCCCAUACUUUCCAUAUGAUCUGAACAGAUUCAUAAGAAGCAACAAGAUGACAUGCAGCGAGAUCAAGCACAUAUUCUAUCAGAUUGCUCAGGGAGUGUGCUACAUCCACAGCAAGGGAAUCAUGCACAGAGACCUGAAGAGUGCAAACAUUCUUCUGGACCAAAAGCUGAAUGCAAGCAUCGCAGACUUUGGGAUGGCAAGGUACACAACAAAGACAGGAGCAUACACCCCAGGAAUGGUCACUUUGUGGUACAGGGCCCCGGAGAUACUCUUGGGGUCCUCCAGCUACACGUAUGCUGUGGACAUCUGGUCAUUGGGGUGCAUACUAACCGAGAUGUAUCUGGGGCACAUGAUAUUCCAGGGAAGCACGGAGAUGCUGCAGCUGGAGAUGGUUAUCCAUGCAUGCGGAUCCAUCAACGAAAACAGCUAUCCAGGAGUGCAGGACCUCCCUGGAUUCCGCAACUUCAGGCUUCCCCAGUCUCCCCGGAGAAUAGAAGGCAUCAUCAGGAAGCAUGAUGCGUCCGCAGUCGAGUUGGUCAGCAAGAUGCUUUGCCUCGACCCCUCCAAAAGAAUAACUGUGGAGCAGGUUGUAGGGAGCAAAUACUUUGAGCAUGAGGCUCGUAGGGACGCCUCCAGCGCUGGACUCCAAGGGUGCUCGUAUAGAGAAGACAGGCUCAGCCUUUCCAAAAGGAAAAAUGUCGAUUAA